Molecule: messenger RNA, 1860 nt
Organism: Pseudoliparis swirei
Lineage: Eukaryota; Metazoa; Chordata; Actinopteri; Perciformes; Liparidae
Gene: cstf2
Product: cleavage stimulation factor, 3' pre-RNA, subunit 2
Exons: 14
Coding region: 17-1522 (501 amino acids)
Biological process (GO): mRNA 3'-end processing
Cellular component (GO): mRNA cleavage and polyadenylation specificity factor complex
Molecular function (GO): mRNA binding
Source: RefSeq, a predicted model, not a curated record
AAUUUGUGUCCCCAAAAUGGCGAACUUAGCCGCUGCUGCUGCGGCUGCAGCCGCCGCCGCAGUCUCCGCGAAUAGAGACCCGGCCGUUGAUCGUUCUUUGCGGUCGGUGUUUGUGGGGAACAUCCCGUAUGAAGCUACAGAGGAGCAGCUGAAAGACAUCUUUUCUGAAGUGGGACUUGUUGUCAGCUUCAGGUUGGUAUAUGACAGGGAGACGGGAAAGCCAAAGGGAUAUGGUUUCUGUGAAUACCAAGACCAGGAGACGGCCCUCAGUGCCAUGCGGAACCUGAACGGGAGGGAGUUCAGCGGCCGGGCCCUCCGUGUUGACAACGCAGCCAGUGAGAAAAACAAGGAAGAGCUCAAAAGUUUGGGAACGGGAGCCCCCAUUAUCGAGUCUCCUUAUGGAGAUAACAUCCAACCACAGGAAGCCCCAGAGUCCAUCAGCAGAGCUGUGGCCAGUCUUCCACCCGAGCAGAUGUUUGAACUGAUGAAACAGAUGAAGCUGUGUGUGCAGAACAGUCCCCAGGAGGCGAGGAACAUGCUGCUGCAGAACCCUCAGCUGGCGUAUGCUCUGUUGCAGGCCCAAGUGGUCAUGCGGAUUGUGGACCCCGAGAUAGCCUUGAAAAUGCUCCACCGUCAAACGCCCGUCCAGCCUCUGAUUUCCAGCGGGCAGGUUGGAGGAGCGCCGCCGCUCAACCCGCCGUCGGCUCCACCCAGCGCGCCGGUGUCUCAGCCGCAGCCUGUGUCUGGAAUGCAUAUCAACGGAGCGCCUCAAAUGAUGCAGCCCCCCAACACAGGUGUUGUUCCUGGACCAAUGCCUGUUCCAGGACCGGGACCAGGACAAGGACCGGCACCAGGACCAGCCGGGCCUCCAGGAAACCUUCAGCAUUCUCCCACAGGAUCGUCUGGCCAAGCUGCUAUCGAACGGCCUCAAGGACCAGGCGGUAUCCCCCCCAGAGGCCUGCUGGGAGACGGGCCUAAUGAUCCCAGAGGAGGAACUCUGCUGUCCGUCACAGGAGAGGUCAUAGAGCCCAGUCGGGGUUACAUGGCAGCUCCACCGCCCCACCAAGCCCAAAUGCCAAGUGGACCCCCUCCGGAUAUGAGAGGCCCUCCCAUGGACAUGAGAGGCCAACCCAUGGGUGAACAACGCAACAUGAUGGGUGACCCCAGAGGGCCCUCUAUGAUGGAGCCACGUGGACCCCCGAUGGAAACCAGAGGUCGUGACCCGAGGGCGAUGGACACACGCGGGCCAGUGGCGGGUCAGAGAGUUCCCGCUCCUCAUAGCAUGGGUCAAAACGCGCCUCCACCUGCUCGACCGGGUCCUGGGAGCUCUGGCGCUCCUCCGUCAGGAGGAUUCAGCCCGGGGCAGAGCCAGGUCUCCACCCAGGACCAGGAGAAGGCUGCCCUGAUUAUGCAGGUCCUGCAGCUGACCCCAGAACAGAUCGCCAUGUUGCCCCCGGAGCAGCGGCAGAGCAUCCUCAUCCUCAAAGAGCAGAUUCAGAAGACUGCUGGAGGGGCACCUUGAUGGUCCGACUGGGAAUAAAGACUCGACCUGCUCCACCUCGCUGACCGACACCUUCAGCUCCAACCGGUCUGCAGACAUCUCAUCUUAGUUUUGACUGUUGUAUAGUUGUUGUUUUUUUACUUCUAUUGUCUGUUUUCUUUAUGAAAGAGCCACCAGGUUUUUACUUGUGGAUUUAAAAACAAGUGAUACAUCUGAGUGGAUUAUGAAUGCUGAACAGAUGAAGACCAAGAUUGACAGUCAUGAGGUUUCAUCUUUUUUCCUCCAGAGCCGACUGUUUUCAUGUUAUCAGCUCUAGAAAGUGUCUGGUUGUUGUUUUGUCAAUAAAAACCCCAAAAUAC